AUGCGCGCAGGAGCGCCGGAUCCGUGGGCACUCCAAGAGGCGAUCCUCAAAGAGGAGCGUCUCUUCGAUGAUCAUCUAACGAAGAUUCAGGCUGGUGAGGAUGUGCGGAGAACCGCCAGGAUGAAUCCCAAGGAGCUGAAGUACAUGCACAAAACAGCCUCUGUGCCGUCAUUCAGGAGCACGCUGACGGUCAGAGAUCGAACCUUCCUGCGCGAGUUCCAUGAGAGGCCUCAAAAGGCUCAGCGGCUUGACGUCUACGCGCCCUAUGCCGGAGUCUUAGACCUGGGGCACCCAGCGACUGUCCCCCAUGUCGCAGACAAUCCAUAA
Messenger RNA from Symbiodinium necroappetens, 327 nucleotides. The record is from the annotation of a GenBank genome assembly. Lineage: Eukaryota; Dinophyceae; Suessiales; Symbiodiniaceae.